Messenger RNA from Talaromyces proteolyticus, 1797 nucleotides. Its product is annotated as histone deacetylase HosA. The transcript has a single exon. Lineage: Eukaryota; Fungi; Ascomycota; Eurotiomycetes; Eurotiales; Trichocomaceae. The record is from RefSeq and is a predicted model, not a curated record. Gene Ontology annotation, molecular function: histone deacetylase activity. Bases 96 to 1568 code for a protein of 490 amino acids.
CUAUCAUUCAACCAAAGAAUGCGCAUAACUUCGCCAUAAAGAAGCACCAUUUAUUACUGAAAUUCUGUACUGACAUACUCUGAAAUACCUAUUCUAUGGCACGAUCCGCCAUCGUGCAGGAGUACGACUCUCAACAGCCCACCCGCUCCGUCACCUUCAGCCUCGAUCAAAAGACCACGCACGAGCGACAGAACAAUGGCAUCACACGGCCGCAAGGAUACAAAGUGUCGUGGCACGCCAACCCAGCUGUCGAAGCGCAUCACUUCGGUCAGUCCCAUCCUAUGAAACCAUGGCGCUUAACCCUCACAAAACAACUUGUCCUUGCAUACGGAAUGCACCAUGCGAUGGACCUGUAUCUCUCGCGCGCAGCGACAUUUGAAGAAAUGGCGGAUUUCCAUAAGGAGGACUAUUUGGACUUUUUACGACAGGUUAUUCCCGCUGAUAUGGAAGCUGCCGAACAAUCGGAUCGCAUCGCAAGUUACAACUUUGGGGACGACUGUCCAAUUUUUGAUGGGCUGUAUAAUUACUGUUCGUUGUAUGCAGGGGGUACCGUGGACGCAGCACGCAAAUUGGUGAACAAUCAAUCUGAUAUUGCUAUCAAUUGGUCUGGGGGUCUUCAUCACGCAAAGAAGUCGGAAGCCAGCGGAUUCUGCUAUGUUAACGAUAUCGUCUUGGGAAUUCUUCAACUGCUUCGACACCAUCCGCGAGUUAUGUAUAUCGACAUUGAUGUACAUCACGGUGAUGGAGUCGAGCAAGCGUUCUGGUCUUCUGACCGUGUCCUCACAGUCUCAUUUCAUAAAUACGACAAGGAUAAUUUCUUCCCAGGCACAGGCGCCCUCGAUAGCACCGGCCCUUCGCACCCACUCAACCCUGGCGCUCACCAUUCCAUCAAUGUACCCCUCCACGACGGGAUCGAAGACGACGACUAUCUUCAACUUUUCAAGGACGUUAUAGGCGCCUGCGUCGAAACCUACCAACCGGGCGCAAUCGUACUACAAUGCGGUGCUGACAGUCUCGGCUGCGAUCGCCUGGGCUGUUUCAAUCUCAAUGUAACCGGUCAUGGCGCUUGCGUCUCCUACACUAAGACAUUCGGUAUUCCACUUCUCGUUGUCGGCGGCGGUGGCUACACACCACGUAACGUAUCCCGCGCCUGGGCCCAUGAGACAUCUAUCUUGAUCGAUGCCGUCGACAAAAUCGACCCUAAUAUCCCCGACACAGUCGCCUUCCGCAACCACUUCGGCCCCGAUUACAGCCUUUUCCCCAAACUCUCAGAAAUGCGCAAGAUUGAAAACAAAAAUUCAAAGCCGUAUCUUGCAAAUGUCGUCUCGGCCAUCCGUGAACAGUUGAGGUAUAUGCAGGGAGCGCCGAGUGUGCAGAUGAGCUAUAUCCCGCCAGAUAUUUUGGGGAUGAGAGAGGAUAUGGAGAAGGAGAUUGAGGAUGAACAAGAUAUGAUGGAAGAAGAACAAGAUGAUCGUGAUGGUGCGGGUGUUUCUACAUCGCGAGGCGGUACUGGGAGACGACGGGAGCUGGAACGCGGACUUGGUUCACGAGGUGAAUUAUCUGUGUGAUUUAUGUUUCUGUCUAUUGGAUAUAUCUGCUGCAGUACAACAGUCGGCGUCCUUGGUGAACAUUUGUUGGUAAAUUUGGAUUAUGGGGUUGGCGUUUUCCUCCGUAUGUUGAUUGUCAAUUGACUGAUACUCUCUGUACCACACUGUACAUAUUCAGAGAAUAGCGUUGACUGUAAAUACGACUUACAGAAAUUGUUUACAGAAUGAGAUUGUAUUCUCAUAUUUUCAC